UUUUCACAUAAUAGCAAAACAGAAUACAUAGUCUAUGGAGUGAGUGGUGUUAUAUUUGUCAAUUUCAUGACGCUAAAAACGUAAAUGUGUGAAAUUCAGGAUUAUUCUAUUGAGCAUAAGGAUAUUUAUUGGAAUAAAUAUUCGGCGUGCUUAGACAUGGAUUUGUACAUAACCGAUUCACUCCAGGACAUGCUGGACAUGGACAUCAAAAAUGAAAUAGCGACAGACCUAAGCAGCAUAACCGAUUUUUCGGACUCGCUGGGAUUGAAUUUUUCCGAAAUGCCGCCGUUAUUAGACAUGGAUACUGACAAUUCUGUAACGUGGCUGAACAACUCAUCUUCGAGUUUCGUACAUAAUCUCGAUUUAUACGGAUCUGAAGCGAAUGCUGUUAUGGUAAAUCCAAAUUCAGUUAUGCCUUCCACGUUCGCGGAAACACCAGUUAAGAGCGUCGUUAAAGAAGAAGCGUCGAAUCUAUUGCUAACUUCAGCUGUUAAUAAUGAUCUAAAUAAUAGUACGUCACUAUCGAGCCCCAAAGAAGAAAAAAGUCAUUUGACUUUCUCCCCGAAUGCCAUAAAAGUAUCAAAAGUACAGGAAUCGAAUGAAACAGUUUCCAAGAAACCUAUAGAAGAAGCGACGCAGAUGGUUAUCUAUUUAAGAAAACAAAACAAUGGCGUAGUUAAAGAUCUCUUAAAAGAUUUAGACACGAGUAAAUCUAAAAUCAAUAGUAUACCAACAAUAACACCUACGGUUCGAAUUAAGACGAGCCAAUCCGAAAUAUUAAAAGUGAACAAUAAGAAUUGUUCCAUUUUAAAUAGUAGUCAAAAAAUAACUCAUUCAUUAGGAACUAAAACUAUUAUAUCUGGUAAUAUACACAUAUUGGACGCUCAACAAUCUAGAACAAUUUUAGCUAAUGGUAGCAAGAAUCAGGCGACGAUAUUGAUUGAUAAUUCAUCGCUAAAUAAUAGUAGACAAAUAAUUAAAACUGCAGUCAGCGGUGCAUUCACCGUGGACACGAGCCAAGCUAAAUAUGUAAAUAACACUAGUAAAACAGUAGCGGGAGAAUUUCCAAAGCCGGCUUAUUCGUAUUCAUGUUUAAUUGCAAUGGCGCUAAAGAAUUCCAGAACAGGAAGUCUACCGGUUUCAGAGAUAUAUAAUUUUAUGUGUCAACAUUUUCCCUACUUCAAAACUGCACCAAAUGGUUGGAAGAAUUCUGUCCGACAUAAUCUUAGUUUAAAUAAGUGUUUCGAGAAAAUAGAGAAACCUUCAACAAACGGAAGUCAAAGAAAAGGUUGUUUAUGGGCAAUGAAUCCUUCAAAAGUCGGUAAAAUGGACGAGGAAGUUCAAAAAUGGUCAAGGAAAGACCCACAAGCUAUCAAGAAAGCUAUGAUAUAUCCAGAGAGCUUAGAGGCACUGGAGCGAGGUGAAAUGAAAUACAGCGGCUUCGGCAGCGACAACGAGGUCGACGACGACGGAGACGCAGAUGUGGACCCAGAGAUCGACGACUUCGAGAUAGACCCCGACGUCAAGGAGGAGCCCGAGGACGACGAGACCGUCAUCGAACAGGAGGUUUCGGACCAGGAGCUGGAAGUGGAGGAGGUGGUGGAGGGCACGGGCAUGGUGGGCGGCACCUACCGGCUGCUGGCAGCCGGACCCUCGCUCGCCUCCUACGUCGCGGAUGUGGACUCCGCAGAGGACGUCAGCGACAUAGAGGUAUUGGACCAGUCCUACGAAGAGAUUGAUAUUGACGUGACGAAACCCGUUAAACUAGAUCUAUCCGUUUCGGAAAAUUAUACGAUUCAUCCAGCGAAAAGGGCGAAGACCAGCUUCAUUUACCAACCAGUCACAACACAAACACACACGAGCAGACGAAAGACACCACUCGUGAACAGAGUAGCGCUAGUUUAAGUUAACUUUAAAAUAUUAUCAAAAAUUUUAAUUUCGACGUACUUUGAUUAAUAAAAACAAUGUGAUUACAAAAACACAGGAUAAGACGAGUGUUAUCCAUAUAUUGUUCCAAUAUUAUUAUAAAACGAAAUAAAUUUAAGUAUAAUAUUAGUAGUGUGUUCGUGUUUUGUCUGUGAACAUUAAUUACUCGUGAUAGUCUGUACCAGAUAAGUGUAUUUACGUUUUACGAAGAUGGAACACUCGUUACAUAUCGUUCACUGUAAAAUAUAAUUUUAGUUAAUAAGUUAACGGAAAGGCGAUCGUGUUAACCGGAUCGUUCGCCUUGAAAAGUCUCGAAAUCAUUGAAUAGUUUCUAUUAAUAAGCUUAUAAAUAAGUGGUUUCUAGACCAUACACUCUCAGUACAAAACAUGUGUUUUACUACUAUGGUGAUAUGUUUUGUAUAGGUAUUUAGAUAUAAUGUUUUUUGUAUUCAUAAAAAUCUUAAAAAUACUAAAACUAUUACUAUAGUAGCAAAAAUCAUAGCGGGUAUAUUAAUAAAACUCCCACCGCUUGUACAUAUUUAUUUUAUUAUGUGCAUUUUAUAUGUUGACGCUGGCAGCUUGUUCUCUAUUACAAAUCAAUUCUGAGCCCGUACUUUGUAUUAAUUCAGUUCAUUCUAUUGAAUGUAUUCAUGCUUUAUUUUAAAAGCGUGGAUAGAUUUGACGGGUCUUAUGUAUCGAAAAAGUUUUGAUAUCUUUUCGAGAUAAAAAACUAUUUUUGGUCAACAUAAUCAUUGUCAUAAUAUUAAUUGUGUUACAAUUAAGUAUAUAUAUUUAAUAAGGUUUAUAAGGGCUCAGAAUUUAUUUGUUUCAAACAUCUUGUUUUUUGAGUUUUUCAAAACUCUUUAUUUUUUCUUUCAGUAUCUAGUUAAAGUAUUCACUUUAUGUCUUUAAAAUUAUGUAAAUAUUUGCUUUACAAACAGGGACGUGCAAACCGUGGUUUGGAUACGAUUAACAUAGGCGAGAAUCAGACGUAGUCAGUUUAUUUUUAAAUAGAUAUUUAAACAAAUUACCUAUUUGUACAUAAAAUCAAGUAAAUAAACUAACAAAUUGCAAUCGUUUUACAAUUCGAUUUAUUAUAGAAAAAUCAGCUAUUUUUAGUCACAAGGGAUAUAUAACAUCUUAAUUCUCAAGGUUCCUGGCGCAAUGGCAAUAUAAGAAAAGGUUAAUAUUUCUUAUAACGCCAAUGUCUAUGAACAAUUGUGAUCAUUCACCACUAGGUGACCAUUUGCCGCACAACAAUCUAUUUCUAUAUAAAGAAUAAAUAAAUAUCUAUUUAUAUAAAUAACAUGAACAUUAAGUAAAUAUAAGAAAUUAAAGAAAAGUUAUUAUAGUAUGCACGUCACUGUUUUAUGUUAUAGUAUGAAUAACUUUAUAAUCCUUUCUUGUUAAUUUUGUUAUUGAAUUUAUUUAUCAGUACACGAAAAUGACGAAAAUUUCAUAAAUUCUUUAAUGAUAAUUUAACGAUUAAGAAUAAAUAUAGAAUAUGUUUUUGAAAUAAUAAAAUUAUCAAAUAAUAUAGCAAACAAAUUCUCUUAUAAAUUAUGGUAUAUUUUUAUUUAUAACUUUCUUGUAUUUUGGUAUAUAACUUUCAAUUUCAUUCAAGCGUAAUUUCUAUUUGUCUGCGAGUACGUUUUGUUGUUCACCAUAUUAUUCGAAAGUUAAUUACUUUAUACUUUAAGGAUUGUCAACUUCGAUGUUUAGGAUAUAAAAUGAGAUGUGUAGUAGAUUUGGUUGUGACUUGUUUUGUCUAAAGUAAGAUACUCUGUACGUUGAGAACAAAAUGUUAAUAUAAGUCAACGCAUAUUGUAGAUUUAUUAUAGACUAAGUUGCCAAUGGUUAUUUACAAUAUGUGGUGCGUAAUGUCAAUGAUUAAUAAAUCUACAUUGUGCAUUGUCUAUUAAAAAUAAUUAUAUUAUAUGUAUUUUAUGCAGACACAUGUUACGUCCUUUACGCACCAUAAUUGCGCUUGUAUCGAUUUCAACGAUAGAUCAAUUUGUACCUUUAUACAUAAUAAAUUGACAAUUUUUUAAGAAGUAUGUAGUGUAGCAAUCUCUUAAAUUAAAAUUCAUAUAGAUUAGUUAAAACUGUGAUACGAGAUUGCUAUUUUAUCACACAAAUUACAUGUUGAAAUUAUAGUACGGGACCAUGUAUUGUCCCUUGUCCGGGUAAGAAGAUAACAUAAUGAUGCAAUAAGCGUAUCUUUACAUUUCAAUUAUAAGAUAAUAAAUAAUGGGCCUCUAGUGUAAAACGCACUUAAAUAAAUUUAUAUUACUACUUGUAUUGGUAGGACGUAAUCGUGUGUACUCAUAAUUAUAUACAAUCUGUCAUCAGGUACUGGAGUGAUAGACUAUUGUCUAUGGGAAAGUUUAUAAUGAUUGGUAUGAAUAGUAGUAAUUGGAGCCUGAUAGUGCAAGUAGUGCAAAAUUCUCGCAAGCCUGUAGUACGAGUGGUUUAUUGAAGUUGAGAGUAGGUUGAAUUUAUAUAGACUUAUAUGUAAAAAUCAAAAGUAGUACUCGAGUACACAACUUUAACUUUUUACAGUUAGGUGUAAAAUAAUCAAUGUUGAUUAAGAUUUGUUUGAUAUUAUAGCGUGCAAUUUUGUAAAUACAUUUCUCUAUCUAGAAUCUACUUAGAAAUCUUGCUUAUAAUUUACUAACGCUUUAAUAUGAAAUUAAAUUCUAAGAUGUCAUUCUUAAAUAAUAAUAGUGAAAUUGAUCUUAUACAUUUUGCAAUAAAUAACAUUUGUAACAAUUAAUGGCCAUAAUGCUCACAAUAGCCGAGUAGUUGUAAUUGAUGUGUAUCAUAAAACAAGAAAUGUAUUUUUCCACUGCCAGUAUUUCAACAUCCAUAAUAAACUUAAGUUUUUAGAAGUUAAGGGUAGAGGUAGUUUAGUUUAAUAGCAAUAGAUUAAGCCAGCUAAGUUGAAUGACUUUUAAUAAUUUUUUGGUAAUAAAAAUGAAAUGACUAUA
This is a messenger RNA of Nymphalis io (European peacock), 4916 nucleotides long. RefSeq lists its product as uncharacterized. Gene Ontology annotation, biological process: regulation of transcription by RNA polymerase II. Gene Ontology annotation, molecular function: DNA-binding transcription factor activity, RNA polymerase II-specific; transcription cis-regulatory region binding. The coding region runs from base 85 to 1905 and encodes 606 amino acids. The record is from RefSeq and is a predicted model, not a curated record. NCBI's taxonomy places the organism in Eukaryota, Metazoa, Arthropoda, Insecta, Lepidoptera, Nymphalidae. The transcript has 9 exons.